Molecule: messenger RNA, 1031 nt
Organism: Brassica napus (rape)
Lineage: Eukaryota; Viridiplantae; Streptophyta; Magnoliopsida; Brassicales; Brassicaceae
Product: protein RER1C
Exons: 3
Coding region: 181-807 (208 amino acids)
Biological process (GO): protein retention in ER lumen; retrograde vesicle-mediated transport, Golgi to endoplasmic reticulum
Cellular component (GO): Golgi membrane
Source: RefSeq, a predicted model, not a curated record
AACAAACCGAUAAGUAAACCGGUUCAGAAAAUAAACCGUAAACUGGAUUUAGUCUGACCCCAAAAAAAAUCCCCGAUCCGAAUCUACCAAAUCUCCGCCUCUUCCGUUGCAGUUCCCAAGGCAGAGAGAGACGAAACAGUUAGAGAGAAGUUGAGAGAGAGAGAGAGAGAGAGUGCUUCCAUGGAAUCCGAACCCGCGGUUGGUGUCUCUGCAUCAGCACCACCACCACCAGCCACCGAUGAUCUCCAAUCGAGCAACGCAUCGUCUCCAGCCGACGCCGCCGCGCGUUUGAUCCACGCCGUGGAGCAGCGCCAACAGCAUCUUCUCGACAAGACGGUGCCUCACGUUCUCUACCGAUGGAUCGCCUGCCUCGUCGUCGUGUUGAUCUACUUCGUUCGCGUCUACUUGGUGGAAGGCUUCUACAUCAUCACCUACGCAAUCGGAAUCUACCUUCUGAACCUCAUCAUCGCCUUCCUCUCCCCUCAAGAAGAUCCCGAGGCUUCGCUCAGCGGCGGGACGCUUCCUACUCGUAGAUCGGAUGAGUAUCGACCGUUCGUUCGCCGUCUCCCCGAGUUCAAAUUCUGGUUAUCGAUCAUUAGGGCAUUUGUCAUCGGUUUUAUGAUGACGUUCUUUGAGGUCUUUGACGUACCUGUUUUCUGGCCAAUACUUCUUUUCUACUGGGUGAUGCUUUUUAUCCUCACCAUGAGGAAACAGAUACAGCAUAUGAUCAAAUACAGAUAUGUUCCUUUCUCUUUCGGCAAACAGAAAUAUGGAAAGAAACCUGCUCCAGCAGAGAGCAGUGAAUGAUCAAAUCAACCGUUCUGUUCAGCAGGUCUUUUCUUUUCUUUUGAUUGCCUGAAACUUUGUUAGGGAUGAAAUAGAAGAAACAAUCAAGCAGGUAGACCCUCGUAGCCUGUCUCAGACAAGUGUUUUUUUUACUCUUUUAUCACCCUGACUAUGUACUGGUUUCACCCGAAGACAAUGUAUCUUAUUAUUCCAGUUUUUUGUCAGUGAGAAUAAUGUUUUUUGUA